AUGGGAGGAAAAAGCAGUCGACUGUCAGUGGAGGCACGGCUGAGCCUCCUGGGCGAGUGUGGCGUGGACGCCGUGAGGCUGUCCCGCCCCCGCUCGGGGGGGCUGCUGUGGGAGGGGGAGGCGCUCUCUGGCCUCCUUUACCUUCCGGGUGCACUGCCUGGCAGGAGGCGCAACAGUCUUCUGUCAGGACCUGCCCCUGAGGGACCUCCUGGCCGGACUGAAGUACACUACGGCGGGGCGUCACGCCGUUUUGUACUUCAGCCUGGCCGGAGGUCUGGGUGUCACGGGGGGCAGGGGCAGGGCUGCCCCGUGCUCUUUUGCAACAGCAAGAGAGUGGGCAGCCGCCCCAAGCCCCCCCAAGAGGACCAGGCUGUCCGCGUCCCAGAGGCGGGGCAGGAGGCCGGCCCCGCCCCAGAGGCUGGCCAGGUGGUGGUGGCCAGCCCGGGGCACGAGGCCGGCCACGCCCCUGAGGCUGGCCAGGUGGUGGCGGCCAGCCCAGGGCACGAGGCCUGCCCCGCCCCAGAGGCUGGCCAGGUGGUGGCGGCCAGCCUGGGACACGAGGUCGGCCCCUCCCCUGAGGCUGGCCAGGUGGUGGCGGCCAGCCCGGGGAAGGAUAGCCUGGGCCUGUGGGUCUCGGCCCCCAGCCCGGAGGAGGGGCAAAAGGAGGCCAGGAGCGCCACGACCCCCGCGGAGGACGAGGGAGCGGGGCUCGUCCUCCGAGGAGUGGGGAAGGGAGUGGUGGCCCCUUCCCCCCCACCACAGCGCCAACUCCCCCAGCCAGGGAAGGCUCGCCAGGGGAGGGGCAGGGCUGGAAGCAGGUUGUCCCACGGCCUGUGGGACAACCUGCUCGCCAUUGCACAGACCCUGUCCCUCACCCUGGUGGUGUACUCCGCCCUGCUGGACUACUUCCCUGACUGAGGGGGGCAGCCGGCCCCACAGGGCAGUCGGCUGCCCGGGGA
This is a messenger RNA of Scylla paramamosain (green mud crab), 959 nucleotides long. Its product is annotated as nematocyst expressed protein 3-like. The transcript is spliced from 3 exons. The record is from RefSeq and is a predicted model, not a curated record. Lineage: Eukaryota; Metazoa; Arthropoda; Malacostraca; Decapoda; Portunidae. The coding region runs from base 1 to 918 and encodes 305 amino acids.